Molecule: messenger RNA, 934 nt
Organism: Pipistrellus kuhlii (Kuhl's pipistrelle)
Lineage: Eukaryota; Metazoa; Chordata; Mammalia; Chiroptera; Vespertilionidae
Gene: SAT2
Product: spermidine/spermine N1-acetyltransferase family member 2
Exons: 6
Coding region: 242-754 (170 amino acids)
Molecular function (GO): N-acetyltransferase activity
Source: RefSeq, a predicted model, not a curated record
CGGGGCAGAAUGUAGGGGCUCCCCAGCAGCUCGGACCGCUCCGCCCGCCCCUCCCUCGGCCCCCCGUAAUCGCAGUGGGGGGUCCGCUUCCCAGCUCGCGGUCCCCGCGCCCACCUCGCUCCCCGGCUUCCCGGGGACCCGAGUUUGUAGACCCUUUGGAAGGGGCCCGGGUGCCCUUCUCGGGGCCCUGCAGGACGGCAGCGGGGGUCCUGGGCUUCGGCUCCGGACGGUGGGGAUCGGGAUGGUUUUCGUGCAGAUCCGAGAGGCCAAGGAGGGAGACUGCGGAAACAUUCUGAGGAUGAUUCGGGAGCUAGCUGAGUUUGAGAAACUCUCGGAUCAGGUGAAGAUCGGUGAAGAAGACCUGAGGGCAGAUGGCUUCGGAGAGAACCCUUUCUAUCACUGUUUGGUAGCAGAGAGCCUGCCCGGGCCCGGGGAAUCACAGGAGCCCUGUGUGGUGGGCUAUGGGCUCUACUACUUCAUCUACAGCACGUGGAAGGGGCGCAACGUUUACCUGGAGGACAUCUAUGUCAAGCCGGAAUACCAGGGUCAGGGGAUUGGUUCCAAGAUAAUCAAAAAGGUGGCCGAGGUGGCCGUGGACAAGGGCUGCUCCCAGUUCCGCCUGUCAGUGCUGGACUGGAACAAGAGGGCCAUGGACUUGUACAAGGCCCUGGGAGCCCAGGAUCUGACUGAAGCUGAGGGCUGGCACUCCUUCCGCUUCGAAGGAGAAGUGAUGAGGAAGUUGGCGGGAAAGUGACUUCAUCCCCUGAGGAUCUGGCUCUAUUUGAGCCCCCCGCCCUCCCCGUUCAAGCACUCUGAGAGUAUCUCCACUGCCAAAGGCCUUCCUGGAGGAAAGGAGAGUUAGGGGCGAAUCUUCCUGAAGCACAUAAAGAGCCAGACUUGAGGGAAAGGUCUUCCCACCCUUUACUGAGGCUGA